GUGGCAAACAAAAAUCAAUUGUUGAUUCAGUUAAUUGCUUCAAAUAAAAUUAGUGCAUCCAGAAAAAUAGUAAGAAUUGUUUCCAAUUUUUCCAUUCGACCUGCACGAAACGCGACAAAAAAUGGACGAAUCAGGCUCCGAAGAUGGCAAUGAAAUAAUGAAUACUGUAAAAGCAAAGCUCGCUGAAUUGGGACCAGAACCAUCUGAAGGGGCGACAAUAUCUGUUCCAGUUGCUGGCAUUGAUUUCGGCGCUGCAUCCACAAGAAUGGCUGUAUUUGAAGGACGAACUCCUGCCUCAUGCUUUGAUUAUCCAUCCUACGUUGCCUUCACCGAAACCGAACGUCUUAUUGGUAUUCAUGCCAAGAAGCAAGCCGGUAUGAACCAAACCAAUACAGUUUUUGGGGUCAAACGUUUGAUCGGUUGUGAAUUCGACGAUGAGGCCGUUCAACCCAAAAACUGGCCAUUCUGUGUUAAGAAUGUUGACAACAAACCAAAAAUUGAAGUUCAAUACGAGGGUCACACCAAGCAAUUUAGCCCAGAAGAUAUCUCAUUCAUAGUUUUGGCCGAUUUAAAGGAAUACGCCGAAACUUGCUUGAAAAAAACUGUCAAUGAUGCCAUUGUCACAGUACCAUCUUACUUCAACGAUUCGCAACGUCAAGCGACCAAAGAUGUUGUUACCGAAUGUGGUUUUGUUGUGCAUCGUAUCAUCGACGAGCCAACUGCCCUCGUCUGUUGCUAUGGAGCGAACAAAAAGUUUUUCCGAAGAAAAUCGAAUAUUUUCGUCUGUGAUUGGGGUGCCAGUCUUGAUAUAACUAUUUUUUCGAUCGAUAUAGAUGGUAAACUUGAGCAGAAAUCAACUGUUCAUGAAACUCACUUGGGAAGCGAAGAAUUCGAUAAAAAUGUAGCCGACCACAUCUUGAAUGAAUUCGAAAAAGAAAUGGGUAGCCAGUGGAUUGCCGAAAAAAAAACAGACAAAAAUGCGAUGCGUAAAUUGUAUGACGACUGCGAACGUGUGAAGAUAGAGCUAUCAACAGAUAACAUUUCGAAUAUGUCAUUUUUUACUAUCACUCGAGAAGUAUUCGAAAAUUUAAACGCCAAAUUGUUCGAAGGGUUAAAGAAGGCAAUCAAAAAGGCUCUUCACAACGCCCAAUUGAAAAAGGAUGAUAUUACCGACAUCGUCUUGGCCGGUGGAUUAUCGAAUAUCCCAAAGGUUAAAAAUCUGUUGAGAGAUGAAUUCCAAUUAUCGCCAGUUCCACAUUGUGAUAACGCCGUGGGUGCUGCUUAUUUUUGUUCGAUGGUGUUGAGCAAUGCUGCUAUUGAUGAAAGCGACAUUUUGAAUUCUUCCAAUUUAUCCACAAUAUCAUAUGAUGGUUGGGAUUCUGGUGCCUCUGAUAAAUUAGCAGAUGAUCUCUCCGAUGGUUUACCAGAUCGUUCAAGGUAUUUAUAUUCAAGUAAAAAGAAAAAAAAUCAGAAAAAUAAAUCUUUGUUGAUAAAUUGUUUAACUAGAAAUUAUUUAAAAUCAAUAAGUACAAAUUAUUAUUUGAAUAUAAUAACUGAUCAAGUAUAAUUAGUUAUAAAAACGUCAAAAAAUAUCAAUCAGAAUAUUUCCUUUUUGUGCUGAAAAGGAUUAAAAAAUUGGUACGAUCGAUUUCUUCUUCGGGAAAUUAAAUUCAAGUUCAUUCUCAAGGCCAAAACAAUACAGACAGAUUACAAUUUGUUUUGGCAAGCAGUUUGUACGAAUUUUCUUACAAAUCAAUUGGUCGAGUUCGGAAUAAAAUGCAAUCGAUGAACUUAAAUUCAUCCAUUCUAUGCAUUCUUGCAGUUCGAUUAUAUUUAUGUUUAGAAAUGCAACUUUGUUUAAUUUCAUACGUGAUAUUUUAAGAAUUUUGUUAAGUUAAGAUAGGUGUCAUUUAUUUAUCGAGAAAUGCAAGAUAAAUUCGUUGUUGAUAUUUUUUGACGGUCACACAUUUUUUUGUGGCGUUUUUGCGAUUACAACAAUAUCAUACAAAAAUCUGUCUUCAUAUGACAAAUCGUUUUAUCGUCUUUUUUCAUUUCAUCUCUUCACAGUUCCGAAGAAAAUUAAUCAUUGUUGUAAUCAAAAAGGCCGAAUAGAUAAAUCAAUUUGAAAAAAAUCAAUUCGGAGCGAUUUCAAUUUGCCCCAUUUGAGGCUGUUUUUUUUUUCAAUUCGAUAUCAGCUGUUUUGUAAUAGAAUUUUUCAAUAAAAUUAACAGCCAAACUGUGUUCUUUCACAUAUUUGAUAAUGAAUGCAAUAAAUUCGAAAUCUUAACAAACAGUUCAUUUUUCCGCAAUUUAAUUGGUUUUAUGUUAUGAAAUGACUUGAUGAAAAGUUAAAAUCUUACAAAAUGUUAUUGAUAUCAACGCGCAAUUGAUGUUUAGAGAGCAACAAUAGCAACAACCAAAAAAAAGAUCAAGCAUAACAUCAACGUAUGUGUGCCAAUGCUAUAUUGUACGCUAGCUUUAUUAGCAUUGUUUCGACAUGUUCAAAGCCAUACACACAAAUUAUACAGUUUAUCUCUAUUUACAAUUUAUGCAACCAAUAUUUAUUUUAGAAUGGUAAAAACAAAAAUAAAAUUAUCGAAUUUAUUUAAUUCAGUAGUAUUUAGUUUUUAGUGAAAAAAAUGUAAGAAUAAUCAUUGUAUGCAAUUUAAGUAAUUAAAUCAAAAGGAAGUUGCGAGCGCCUCGAAUUAAAUUAGCGCAAUGAAGCUGUAGAACAACUACACAACAAAUUCACCGAGUUUAUUAUACUUACGCCAUUUGUAUGGUCGAUCCACCAAACAAGGAGUAAAACAUUCGAUCUCUGUUCAUCUUUUGUUCCUAUUUAAACUUAAAUUUAAGAGAAUGAUAAAUAAAAACGAAUACAAAUUCUCUAAAUUUUAUACACUUCGAAGUCUAUGUUUACUUGUACAUUUAUU
This is a messenger RNA of Sitodiplosis mosellana (orange wheat blossom midge), 2933 nucleotides long. Its product is annotated as heat shock cognate 71 kDa protein-like. Gene Ontology annotation, molecular function: heat shock protein binding; ATP hydrolysis activity; ATP-dependent protein folding chaperone. Gene Ontology annotation, cellular component: cytoplasm. The record is from RefSeq and is a predicted model, not a curated record. Gene Ontology annotation, biological process: cellular response to unfolded protein; protein refolding. The transcript has 6 exons. Lineage: Eukaryota; Metazoa; Arthropoda; Insecta; Diptera; Cecidomyiidae. Bases 122 to 1567 code for a protein of 481 amino acids.